AUGUUGGGCGUCAUCUUCCUCCAGCGCCUCACGUAUAUGCGCAUGACAGGCUCGAGCGUCCGCAGUAUCGACAUGCUCAAGGCUAUGUGCGAUCUCCCGUCGUACUCGCGGUUCGCCAUCAUGAAAACCAUGUGGCCUGGAAAUGGUCGUCCUCAGGACCACAAUCACCUCACCCGUCGCGAGGAGGAGCUCCUCACCGAUGAGCACUUCUUCGGAACCCUCAUCUCCAAGGGUGCUUCUAUGGUCCGGCACGUAGAGGACGGUACCGGCACUGCCAUCGACAAGGCGCGCUCCGCCUGCCGAAUAGUAUCGAGUCUGCCCAGGCGGAGCGAGAUGGAAAGGCCCGUGGUCUUGCGGCUCCAAGGGGAGGUCGUCAACAAGGGCAAGACACUUGAGGAGACACUGGCAAGUCGGUCUAUACGUCACGACAUCUGCGAAACCCAGGGGUAUCACGCCCUAAAUAUGCAAGAGCUCUGGAACGAUCUGACAGUAGAGCUUCGGCAGCAGAACAUUGAAGGUGUCGAAGAUCUUCGCCGGCUGCAGGAAGACCUGGCGUCUGUAAUAGCGUCGGCAGAUAGCAUGCCGCACAGCAGGCUGAACAAAGGAAGAGGGCCGAACAGAAGGGAGCAGAGCGGGAAAUAG
Ilyonectria robusta is the source of this 642-nucleotide messenger RNA. RefSeq lists its product as uncharacterized. The record is from RefSeq and is a predicted model, not a curated record. The transcript has a single exon. Lineage: Eukaryota; Fungi; Ascomycota; Sordariomycetes; Hypocreales; Nectriaceae. Bases 1 to 642 code for a protein of 213 amino acids.